CUCUUUGUAUCGUGUGCCGCCAGAGUGUUUCUCUUUACGGCCUGCGACGCCUUUGGAAAAGGCCGCGUCUUCCGUUUCGUAUACGUGGUUUUCGACGCCUGUCACAUAUUGCUGGAUAACAGAGUGUGUGUGGGUUUUAUUUACUGGUCGAUGGUGAUGGGAACAGGGGUUUCGUUGCGUGUUCACCGCCGAGUGACUCUGGUGUGAGCGAUCACCCUCUUCGAACGCCCCUGGAUUGCUUGGGGUGAAUCUCUGGAAAAAAAGUGAAGCGGAGAAGAAGAAAUAAGGCGCUAUGGAUAACGCGACAUCCAAUGGAAAGACUUCCACUGUCAAGCAACUAGUGCUCUCGCUUCCCGGAGGACUGCCGGCCAUGCCCGCUCGACGCCGGCGGGGGGUCGCCGGCAAUCGGGCGAGCGGAGCCGGUGGAGCAGGAGGCGGAGGGAAGGCCAAUGGCGGUGUGGCGUCCAGCCUGUGCUCCUGCUUCUCGUCGGGACCCGAAGAGCCACCCGAGAUCACCUACCACGUUGUCGAGAACGGCGUGGUCACCCUGCCGCCCCCACCGCUGCUCACCCCGACUCACCCGAUGCCGGACGAGGCCGAGCUCAACGCCAAGUUCGCCGAGCUGGUGGACGAACUCGACCUCACAGCCGCCAAGAAAGAGGUCAUGUUCAACUUGCCUUCGGAAAAGAAGUGGCAACUUUAUCUCAGCAAGAAAACGGAACAGCACGACACAACAUCAUCUCAUUUUCCGGACUACUACAUCGAACGAGUGAAUGCCAUGUCUAUGCUCCUGUUUCCCCGAGAAGAGGAGGAAGUCAACACACGUGCCAAACUUCUCGACAACCUCAAAACUGCACUGCGGACUCAACCGAACAGCUUCGUGACGCGUUUCUUGGACCAGGAUGGGCUUAUUUGCCUUCUAAACUUCCUGGUCGGUAUGGACUACAACACGGCUCAAAGUCCGAUCCACACCUCACUCAUUGGUUGCGUCAAGGCGCUCAUGAACAAUUCGAAUGGCCGGGCCCACGUUCUGGCCCACCCAACGGCCAUCAACACCAUAGCGCAGAGCCUGAGCACGGAAAACAUCAAGACCAAAAUCGCUGUCCUCGAGAUCCUGGGCGCCAUGUGUCUCGUGCCAGGAGGCCACAGAAAAGUGCUCGAGGCUAUGCUGCACUUUCAGAAGCAUGCCUACGAGCGUACGCGAUUCCAGACCGUGCUCAACGAUCUGGAUCGAAGCACCGGCGUGUACAAGGAUGAAGUGAACUUGAAGACUGCCAUCAUGUCUUUCGUGAACGCCAUCCUGAACUACGGUCCGGGUCAGGAACACCUGGAGUUCCGGCUGCACCUGCGCUACGAGUUCCUCAUGCUCGGCAUACAGCCCAUCAUCGAAAAACUCCGCAGUCACGAAAACGCCACCCUGGACAGGCAUCUCGACAUAUUCGACAUGGUCCGCAUCGAAGACGAAAAGGAGCUGGCACGAAAGUUUGACAUGGCACACAUAGACACUAAAAGCUGUACAGCGAUGGUUGAAGCCAUCAAAAAGAAGCUCUCCUUGACGCCGGCCUAUCCACACUUUCUCUCACUCCUUCAUCAUGCACUUCUCAUACCCUAUAUUGGAGGUUCCGCGGAACAUUGGAUCCUGUUCGAUCGAAUCGUCCAGCAGAUCGUCGUUCAAGGCGAAAACGGAGAGAACUACGACAUCACCCCGAUUGAGAUCAACGUCAAGAAAAUACUCAAGGAGCUGGCCACCGAGGAGGAAUUGAGAAUCGCGAAGGAGAAUGCCGAGAAGUUCGAGAAGGAGAACAUCGAACUGGCCACGCAAAUUGUGAAGAAGGAGCAAGAACUUGAACAGAGUACGCAAGAAAAGGAGGACCUCCAGAGUGCGUUGGCGAAAACGAAGGACAAAUUGGAACGAGAGACGGUGAGCCACUUGGAGGACAAGCAGAAGAUUGAAGAACUCGAGUACAGGAUAAGAGAAAUGACACAGAAGCUGGACUCCGAGCGGCGGGAGAGGAGCUACGCCGAGAGCUCGAUCAGGAAUGGCCUGCCAGAUGACUCUCGCCUAUCCAUUCACCGCGGUAGCCUGCCGCUGCACUCUAGCGGCUCGAUGAGCGCGCCCCCGCCACCGCCCCCACCGAUGCCGUCGACGGGGGCACCGCCGGCUCCACCGCCUCUUCCAGGCAUGGGCAUGGCACCUCCCCCACCGCCUUGUCCUCCGCCCUCGACAAGGACGCCGAGGAUCAAGAACAUUCCUCAGCCAACGAACCCGCUCAAAUCUUUCAACUGGUGCAAGUUGCCUGAAGCCAGGGUUGACGGCACCGUGUGGACUGAACUGGACGACACGAAGCUGUACAAGGACAUUGACCUGGCUGACAUCGACAGGACUUUCUCAGCAUACCAGAAGCAACAGGGGUGCGGGACCAACGGUUCGCUGGAAGACAUCCCCGCGCUGACGUGCCGAAGCCCUCGGGUCCGGGAGCUCUCGCUCAUCGAUGGCCGCCGGGCCCAGAACUGCACCAUCCUGCUCUCCAAGCUGAGACUCACCAACGACGAGAUCUGCCGAGCCAUCCUCUCCAUGGACUCCAAGGACCAGUUGCCCAAGGACAUGGUGGAACAGCUACUCAAGUUCCUUCCAAGCCCUGAAGAGAAAGUUUUGUUGGAGGAACACAGCAGUGAGAUGGAAAGCAUGGCGAAGGCGGACAGAUUUCUCUAUGAAAUCAGCAGAAUAAUUCACUACGAACAGCGCCUGAGGACACUGUACUACAAGAAAAAGUUUCAGGAAAGAGUUUCUGACUGCAAACCCAAGAUCGUCGCUGUCCUGGAAGCUUCGAAGGAGGUACAACGGAGCAAACGGCUCAAGAAACUGCUGGAGGUCGUGCUGGCAUUCGGCAACUACAUGAAUCGCGGUCAGAGGGGGAACGCGGUGGGCUUUAAGCUGUCGAGUCUCAACCACCUCGCGGACACCAAGUCCAGCACGAACAGGAACUACACCUUGCUUCACUAUUUGAUUGAGACCCUCGAGAAGAAGUUCAAAGAUACGCUGAAACUGGAGGAAGAUAUUCCGCAUGUCAAGAAAGCGGCGAAAGUGAACCUGGGUGAGCUUGAGCGAGAGAUCAGGGAUCUCAAGACUGGCCUCAACGAGGUUCAGAAGGAGCUCGACUUUCUGCGAGGACAACCGGCCCAACCCGGGGACAAGUUUGUGCUCGUCAUGAAGGAGUUCAUCACCGGCGCCACGUACAAGUUUUCGGAACUGGAGGACAGUUUUCUCGACAUGAAGUCCAGGUACGAAAAGACUGCGCGGAGGUUCGGUGAGGACUCGGUGCAGAUGCCUCCCGACGAGUUCUUCAGCAUCUUCGACUCGUUCCUGGUCUCGUUCAACGAGGCCAAGAACGACAACGAGAACUUCAGGCGGAAGAAGGAGGACGAGGAGCGACGCAGCAGGCAAGAGGCCGAGAAGCGAGAACGCAAGGACGGCACUCUGCGGGGCCUGGCCGCACUCCGAGCCAAUGGUUCGGCGACGCUCAACGGCUCCAUCAACAGCCUCAAGGCCGGCGGACCGGCCGCGCUGAACGGCACAGCGACGGCGGACAAGGGAGAGUUCGACGACCUCAUAUCGGCGCUGCGCACGGGCGACGUGUUCGGCGAUGAGUUCUCCAAGACGCGCCGCAACCGACGCCGAGGCAGCAGCCCAGCGGCCAACAACGCCACCUCGGUAUUGGCCGAGAACGGACACCACGUGAUCGUCAACGGGUCCGCCAUCCACGACGCCUCCCGGGACCGCAUUGUGGCGCGAAAGCUAAAGUCAUGAGGCCUAGUCUAACAGAGCUGUGGGUGGCACUGCUGCUGGCUGUACAUAACUACUGAUUGCAGCGUGCUACUGCGAUACAGCAGACGCAAAGGAGAGACAGCACAUGACGCAGGGCAAGUGCGAAGUUGUAUGGUUAAAAAGACGACGAAGAAGCAUGGCGCGUGUAAAAGCAACAACUCAGGAAAAAAAUCCAUUCGGAAUCUCAAUCCACAUGCUCGGUCUUGUAAAAAGAACUUAUCGAUAUGACCGGUACAUAAUAUAAAGAAAUUUAAAUUAUUUAAAGCUGUUUCCUCGAGCUUCGCUACACCGCUUUCAACGCGAUUCCCACCCGGCAAAGGCUCCCUGAAAGUCAGAUGCAGCGACCUCUAUCAGAGAGUAUGUGACAGUCAGUUGGAUAGCGGGAACACUGUCGAAACGGUAAGUGGGAACAAGAAGUCUUCAGGCCUCACAUCUGGGUUGAUGCAGUCCUGAUACAGCCCUGAUGUGAGUCCCGGAAAAUUUCUUGCUGUUCCUAAAGCUCAAGAGAAGCCUGAAAAGUUGCUGUUUUGACGGUGAUCCUGCCAUCCAACUCAAUGCCACAGACUCUGAUAGAGGUCGCUGCAGCCGACUUCCAGGGAGCCUUUGCAAUAGGAGAGUCGCGUUUGAAGCGAUAUAUCGAUGCCUGAGGAAACUGCAUUGAAUAGUUUUAAUAUGUACAGAUCGGAUCAAUAAUUUGUUGUACCAGACCCAGCCUCACGACUUUACGGACAGACCGUGUACGAUUAUCGAUGUCUCAUAUCGCCUUUCUUCUGAACGAAAACAACUUGAUGACCAGUUAGUGAAACUGAUGUUGCGAUGACAUUAAUGCUGCUACAGGGGCUACAUGGUAUGACUUCAUCCAGAAAUAUGCUGCCAGUUGCACUAGAACACAUGUUGGCAACAAUCUGCUACAUUGAAAAGGCGUGACAUAUUAGCUUUCCCCCUUGUGUCUCUUGAUGGCGAGGCAGUCUUUGUGCCCUCGUACGUGUCUUGUGUCGUGUGCGCCUUUGCGUCUUUUGUAUAACAGUCCCAAUCAGUAGGUAGUCUAGCAGUCUGCUUGUCCUGUCUUAAUUGCGUUUUGUUCACAGAGGAUUCGAAUGGGUUUGUUGAAUCGCAGAAAGGAGUGUGGACAUUGCAGUUUUUGCAGUAAGUACACGAAUGAGUGUCACCUUAACCAGCUGAGAAGUGCUUCGAGUGGCCAUGAGACUUUAUCCAUCAAUUCUCUCCUCGUAUGUUCUUGCAUUUGUUCGUACAGAACAGAUCAUUGUGUCUGCCAUUCCUUUAAAAGGACUGAAGUCAGUGGCUAAAGUUACGGUUUCUGUAAUAAGUACGUGAGUCACUUAACGCCUCGUGGUUAUUGCUUGGGUUGAUCAUUUAGACCUUGUCUAUAAAUCUGGUGCCAAGUGAUUUUUGUUUUGCUCGUACAAGAUGGAAUGUUAAAAAAUUUAGAGGUUGCGGUCAGUGAUGACGUUACAAUCUUUUUCAUAACGUAUGUAAGCUAGCAACUGACUUUUGGCUACUCCACUGUCUUGCUCACGUAUGGUUGUACUGGUCGUGUCCGAAAGUAUGCCCCGACCCAAGCCUAGUACAGCAGUAGGUACUGAUGUGCCUAAGUUUGCCGGCAAAAUAUGCUACAAUUUGAAGUUAUCAUUUUUCACAAUAUGAACUAACUAGCCCAACCGCAUGUUUUGAAAAGCGGAGCUGCUGAAGUUUUCUCCCUUGAUGGCUUUUGUCGGUGCUAACGUUACUGUUGUCCUAUUUAUAUGGGCCACUCAACGCCUUCUGACUAUCGAUGCGAUGCACUGGUAUGGUUGGGCUAGCCACAAUGCCACACAUGAGCGAUGGAUUUCAUCACACAACAAAUACCUUACAGUAUUCGUCAGAAGUACGUGAGCCAGUCUGGACCUCCUGCGAGCUGGAUGACGUAGAGACCAAGGAUUUUCUUCACUUAAAGCUUCCUUGUCGACCUUGACGUGUUAGUCUUACGCAUGGUGUUUACAGCACUCAACUAAUUAGUCGAGGACGACAGGCCGGAUAAAAAUUCUAUCUGUCAAAAUUACAGCCCCGUACUGAUUAGAUCGUUAUCAUUUGGACAAGCUCGUCGAUCCUGGAUUUUUCCGUAGCAGAGCCUUUAGUUACCGGUACAGAGAUAAACCUUCUCGCUUUGUGUAGUCUCUAAGCAACUUGGCAUCUCUGUCUUAGAUAAUAGAUGAUGGAGAUUUUUUGAUUUGAACACAACGGAAGCGUUAGAAGUAAAGAGGGAUUGAAGGUGGCUCGGCAUAUCAAACGACAUCGUACGCGUGAAAGCUGCGUACUGAUACUGGUCUACGAAUUGCAGCAUACGCGAUGGAAAGAGAUAAAACAAGCGACCCAAUCUAUAACGACACCGCGUGCUUGCAUUUGGUAAGCACAGUGGAAUCAGCAGUUCUUCAGUACUUAGCCGAUUUUUCACCCUGUAAUUUUUUGUUUAGUACUUCCGACUCGUUCGCUUCGAGAUUAGAAGGUGUGCCUUAUGCUAUUGUGUCGCCACAAAGAUGAAAUUGUAUGGAGUGACCAACUACCUGCUCACGUUGUCCAAUGUGGCCCAUGUACUUGUGAAGGAAACUAACGUAUCAAAAAAACAUUGGCUUUUCUUUUGCGUGGAUUUCGACAUCCAUAAACAUAUUGACCUCUAAGCUGCAUGAUACAAAACGACAGUUUAUAACAGAGAAACAUAUCUUACAGGAAGAACGUCCGCCUAGAUCUUCUAUAGACGUCGACAGGCCUGCAUAUACUUACGAGUAUGUCCGGUGGACGUUUCCUGCAUUCCCUGUUUUCAAUUCUUGAGUAGCAUUGCUCUGCGAACUUAAGAAAUAUCCUUAGAGUAACUUGCGAAUACCCAUAAUCACUCAAAAGGCGUUUGCUGCCGCAAAGUUAUUAUGAGGUUCUGACCAGAGUUAAGAACUUACCUUGGUCGAUAGCCUCGCGCUUCAAAACAUUCUCUAAAGCCUUCACAUUAAAAACGUGAGAGAUAUUAAAAAAUUCUAAUGCUAACGAGCAUAGGCGUGCGCAGGGUUCCCAAUCAGGGAGGGCGAAGGUUCAUCGCAGCGCCCCCCCCCUCCUACUAAGUCAAUGUAUGGGGCAGAUUUUGCGCCCCCUCCCCCCUCUUAGGUGACUAGAAGGGUCAAUGCACGGGGCAGAUCUUGCGCCCCCCUCUUAGAUGAUUAGGGGGGGCGCCCCCCCCCUCCCCCCCCUGUGCGCACGCCUAUACUAACGAAGAUAUUGUGCUGGCAUGUUCACAAACUCAAUUCUAGGCUUUAAUUAGCAAGUACUUUAAAAUGAUCUUUUUGAAUGUCUAAGAAAUUGUCUCAGAAAUUUGCAGAUAUGUCGAUGUGAUUAAAGUAUCUGUAAAUGAAGGAGUGAUCACGAAGUGUCGCCUUUCUAAUCAUCUAAGCUGUUUCUAAAAUCGUUUCCGGUGUUUUUUGAAUUUUCUACAACCUGGUAUUUUAAAUAUCGUGGGACGUGGUUUGGAAAGUUGUUGUACAAAACAUUACUGACGCCCUGAGAAUUGAGCACACCGAUCACAUAUAUGAUAACCAUACUCGAUUGCAGAUUAUGAAAGAACUCGAAGAUAAAUGCAUUCCAGUGACCAUACUCAACAAAAUGGAAACGUAAUUUGAUAAGACUUACACAUUUACUCGUACCGGGCUGUAUUUGUCGUUGAUAUCGUGCCGCUCUAUUGUUUCUUAUCGAAAGAUAACAUCGCAGUGCAGAAAAAUGUAGCCUAUAUAACUGAUAUUCUUGCAUGACCGCCUUGGGCGAUGUUUUUUUGCUCAUUAGCACCAAUUUUCAUAAUUCCUACAUUUUCAUUUUAACUCAUUUUAUUUGUUAUUGUCUAAUUAUUAACAUUUUAUUUCAUUCUUAGGGUUACGCUGUCUCUUUUAACAACUUAUAACGCGCGUUUAGAAGUUUACUUUGCCAUUAAUUGUUAAUUAUUAGUUCUCAGCGUGACCCACGUUGCCAGAGAACUCAUAAUUGUACUCAAACCAACAUAACAUUAACACAUCGUUAAUUUCAUUGAAUGAAGCAGCCCUCUGCGAUGUUUUGGAGCCAAGUGAUGUAGGCAUUCUCGAACUACUUAUGUCGUGUUUAUGUUCACAUUUGGCCCUACUGCUAUACGUGCGGACUAUGAAUAUUUUUAAGAGGUAUUACUUUGAUUCAGAAAUACGAAAAUUUCACUUCACAUGUUAUUUUUGUGUUUUAUUUACCCAAAAAGCUUCACACUGUUUAAUCAGUCAUCUGUAGGCUACUGCAGUCCCUUGGCAUGCUGUGUGUCUAUAUAAGCUGUUGAAAUCGAUACAGUUUGGUUAACAGCACAACAGAAAACAAAAGCUGUGUAUGCUUCUUAACUGAGCUGCUGAUCGUUUGCCAUUAAUUGCUGUACGUCACACAUACUCGCAAGGUGUGCUUGUGAGUUACCGUUGUGGGCUGUGUAUAAAUAUAUACAUAACAUUUGUACAUAGGACAAAGAAGUCAACUGUAAAUGGGUAUAGUGUGUGUUUUGUUUCUUUUAUAUAGUGUACAUAGCUAUUACGCAUUCUCUCGACUACGUUACAUAAUUCUCUCCAAUAGAAAUGUGCUCUUGUAAUUGUAGUCACCUGUUUCUAAACCAUGUUUGUUUAUUAACCCCCAUUCAUUAGUAACUGUCACUCAUUGUAACAAUAAUGCUCCUCGAUGUAACAUAUUAUACAUGUGCGAAGUUUUGCUAAAUCUUCCGCUCUUUUCAAGGUGUUAUUGAAGAACAUUGCGCAACUUUUUUGUACUUGCUCCUGCGAGCUUUUUGUACUUUUAUAUUCCCUUAACCGUUGUGCUUGAAUAUCUUCUAUAGUUGUGUUUUUCUCUAUUCUUUUCUCCAAUGUACAGAAAAAAAGUUAUUUAGCUCCGAUGUCUAGUCGUCAGUGUGAAAUAUAUGAAUGCAUAUACGAUAUGUUAUUUACACAAACGAAGUUAGAGCUGGUGUUCAGACGCCCUCGCUGUUUUCCUAAGUCAUGGUGGCUCUCUGCCUGCCAUUAACCGAACAAUAUCUCGCCGUGUUUCGCCAACGCCAGGCAACCCUGCAAAGAUGCGGAAGUUGUCGCAACCCGAACAAUUCUGGCCGUGUUCACCAACGCAAGGCACCCCUGGAAUGACACGUGGGUUGCAUAGUGCGCAUGGGCUGCUCGGAACCCACAGUGGGUCGCAAGCAUACCAUCUGUAUUGCCAGGGUUGCCUUGCGUUUGCGAACACGGUGAGGAUUGUUCUGUAAAGGGACCGAACGAUUCUCGCCGUGUUUCGCCAAUGUCAGCAACCCUGGAAGGAGGCGUGGGUUGCUCGUGACCCGCACACUAGGUCGCAAGAUGCAGCUGGGUUGCUCGCGACCCUCACGGUGGGUUGCACGGAUUGUGCAAUGUUGCUCGUUUCAACGUACGCACCUCAAUGAGUUCGCUUUAUUUUUGUUUGUAAUGUGCCGAGGUGUUGAGACCAAUCGCCUGGCUGAGAGAGUCUAGCGGCGCGCAAAAAAUGUUGAAUGUUGUGUGUGAGACCCCCGAGUGUUUGUUUUUUCUUGUUUUUUCCUUACGUGUAAAAUAAAUAUACUGAGAUACCUUAACGAAA
Molecule: messenger RNA, 9457 nt
Organism: Rhipicephalus sanguineus (brown dog tick)
Lineage: Eukaryota; Metazoa; Arthropoda; Arachnida; Ixodida; Ixodidae
Gene: DAAM
Product: disheveled-associated activator of morphogenesis 1-like
Biological process (GO): positive regulation of actin filament polymerization; actin cytoskeleton organization
Molecular function (GO): actin binding; small GTPase binding
Source: RefSeq, a predicted model, not a curated record